Messenger RNA from Plectropomus leopardus (leopard coralgrouper), 1929 nucleotides. RefSeq names its product tectonic-1-like. The record is from RefSeq and is a predicted model, not a curated record. Gene Ontology annotation, cellular component: MKS complex. Gene Ontology annotation, biological process: cilium assembly; protein localization to ciliary transition zone. NCBI's taxonomy places the organism in Eukaryota, Metazoa, Chordata, Actinopteri, Perciformes, Serranidae.
GAUGGCGCUCGCAGCCGCCUUACUUUGGUCUGUUUUGAAGCUCUUUUGCUUAUUUUUGUGGUUCUCAGCCGUCACUACGAACGAAAGUACAACAAGCUACAACUGGAACACGACGUUUGGUGAACAGAACGUCACAUACAACGUUACUGACAGCUAUACAACUGUGCAGCCGACAGAGUUUGACUGGACCACAUCGACACCGAGCUCCAGCAGCACACCGCGGACCACUGAGCCGAGCCUUCCCGCCGAGCCGCUGCCCCUCUCCGGCCGCCUGCUCACUCCUCUCACCGGCGUUGACAGGUUGUGUCCCUGUGAUGAGCACAAGGACGUGUGUGAUGUCAACUGCUGCUGUGACAGAGCGUGUAGUGAGGAGGUGUCUCUGUUCACCGGCUGCUCCGUGGACACUGUCAGCGGCCCAAAGCAGCUGUGCAGCCACGAUGUGGCGUCCUACUCUUUAGGGACAACAAUGGACGGUUACUCCGAGCUACAGUCGGCUGUCAGGAAGGAGACUAAUUAUGACAUCUUCUGCAUUUACUCACAGAGCCGUGUUGACGGAUUCUCUCAUCCCUCGCCUGCUCUCCCAACUGACAGGAACUUUGACUCCCUCUAUAAACAGUUUACCAGCUUUAUUUUCGGCUCAGAGGAGAGCUCAGGUGUGCCGGUGUCUGCUGCUGCAGAGCUCCAGGUUUCUCCUGGAUACAAGUAUGGGGACGUGAUGGUGACAGCAGGAGUGAGGGGACAGAGGGGGACGCUCCUGCUGCCAGCUCCUGGUGUCACUGCUGACUGUGUGGACAGCAGUCCCGCAGCGUUCCUGAAGGAUCAGAGCAGUGUGUGUUCCCGCCGUGUGGUUGUGGAGCAGGACUGCAGCUCUCUGGAGGCCCUCAGCAUGGACACCUACACCGACAUCCUGCUCUUUGCUGGGAAGACUGAAGAUGCUGCAGUUGUUCGUGUGGACGUGGCUUCAGUCGUCCUGCAGUCUGUGGAUGGGACUCAGACAGAGCUAGAGAUCAGCGGUGGAGAAAACCUCAACUCUGUUCUCCUGCAGCCGAGCCUCUGUGCUAACGUGGUGCUGAAGGUUGCCUAUGUGAUCAGGUACAACCCAGCAGGAGAGAUAGUGAAUGCGUCUGUGUCUCUGGUGCUUGGAUUUAUCCGUGAAGCAGCACUGACCCUGCAACAGGAGUUCCACAUCACAUUUGUCAAGGAGGAUGGGGAGGAGGUGGCCGUUCACUACAGUGGAAAUCCAGGUUAUGUGGUUGGACUGCCUCUUGUGUCAGGAACAAAAACAGCAGAAGGGAUCGCUCGAAGCAUCGACCCCAGAGACACACUGUCUCUUCUCCACAGUGCCGAGGACCAGGACUGUCUGCAGGGUCCACAUCAACGCUCCCCUGUCCUGUUCGGUGUGGACUCUGUGUCCGGCUGCACAUUAAGACUGGAGGAUGCUGCCAACUGCUCCCUGGUCUUUCAGGUGCUGUUGGAUGUUCUGAGAGGACCGCACCGUGCUCUCUAUGUGGCUUCUUUUGGAAACUCCCCAUUAGAAUAUCCACUGGACUGGGUGCCAAUCAUGAGCAACUUCAAUCCUGCGGAAGCACAGAGUUGCAGCAUCCCGCUGUCACUUCAUUUAGAAAUUGAAUGGACCAAAUAUGGAUCCUUGGUGAACCCCCAACCUCAGAUUGUAAGCAUCAGAGAAGUCAUCCAGAGCAACACCACCAGUCUGGACAUGUUGUCUGGAGGCAGCAGCUUCCUGCCAAUCAGGAGCUCUGUGGCCUUCAUACCAGUUUCUGCCGCUGCUCUUCCUGGUUACAGAGCCACGCCCACCAUCAAUGCCAAACUGCCCUUUGACUUCUUCUUCCCUUUUGUCUGAACGCUCCAACAGUGCUCCUGUAAAUUGUGUGAAUAAUGUAUAUAGGAAGUUUGUACAAAGAUUAUUUA